AUGCGCCUUUCCCGUAUCUUAGCCUCCGCCCUCACCCUCAGCACCACCCUCGCCCAAGGCGACCUCGCCGCCCUCCUCUCCUCCCAACCCGACCUCAGCGAACUCCUCACUCUCAUUUCUCUCAUUCCCGAUCUCGCACCUAUCCUCUCCUCCGCCACAAACAUCACCAUUUUUGCCCCUACCAACGACGCUUUCGCCGCCGUUCCCCGCGACAUCCCCGAGGGCCAAGCCAUCGAAUUCAAAAACGACACUGCGGCUAUUGGAGCACUUCUUGCGAAUCACGUCUUCAAGGGGGUUUAUCCGGCGGAGGUGAUAGGGGAGAUUCCGACGUUUGCGCAGACGCUGCUAAAUGGGUCGUAUGUUAAUGCUAUCCAGCCUUUUUCGGAUUUUACGGGAGGAGCGUAUAAUGGACUUGUUAGGGAUGGGGAGAGUGUGAAGGUGUUGAGUGGGGAGCAGACGGUUUCGACCGUGACCGAAGCUGACAUCAAACUCGGCGAGGGAAUCACUAUCCAUAAAAUCGACACAGUCUUCUCCUUCGGCGCCCCCUUCCAACUCUUUACCUACCGCGCCGGCUACACCGCCAUGAACAGCGCUUUGCAAGCCGCCCAACUCGCCAUCGACUUUGGACUCAGUGGACCUGAUCAAGUCGGACUCAACAUAUCCGACUUUACAAUCUUCGUCCCAACAAACGAGGCAUUUGAAAACAUCGGAUCCGUUCUUGCGACUGCAGACAAAGAAACACUGCAGACGGUGCUGAAACACCACAUCAUCCCCAAAAACGUCAUUUUCUCGCCUAGCCUGGGUAACGUGACAGUGAAGAGUAUGGCGGAUGAGGAUUUGGUGUUUACGGUGCUACCGGAUGGCAGUGCGUGGGUGAAUGGAGCAAAGAUUACGUUUGUAAAUACGAUCUUGUAUAAUGGGGUGGCGCAUGUGAUUGAUGGUGUCCUAAACCCCCUCGCGCCAUUCGACCGCGCAUCACUUAACCCAGAAGCCCCGGCAGCAGAACGCACAGCGUUCCCCAGCGCAACCCGUGUGUCGCCGCUGCCGUUCCCGAGUGCAUCGCUGGCGUUCUUCGGGGAUGCAAUGACAUAUACGACUACGCCUGAAUUUCUGAAGACGCUGGCGCCGCUGGCGGUUCCUACGCCGACGAGUGCGGUGACGACGUCGAGUGCUGCGACUAUGGCGACGAGUGCGAGUGUGAGCGGUGCGGCUACAAGCACUACUCCGCCUAUGGAGAUGUUUACAGGUGCUGCGGCUGGGGGAUUGGUUCCAGCGGCCGGUAUGGCUGUUGUUGGAGCGGCGGGUCUGGCUGCUAUGUUUUUCUAA
This is a messenger RNA of Bipolaris oryzae ATCC 44560, 1326 nucleotides long. RefSeq lists its product as uncharacterized. Gene Ontology annotation, cellular component: fungal-type vacuole membrane. The record is from RefSeq and is a predicted model, not a curated record. Gene Ontology annotation, biological process: macroautophagy. Bases 1 to 1326 code for a protein of 441 amino acids. The transcript has 3 exons. Lineage: Eukaryota; Fungi; Ascomycota; Dothideomycetes; Pleosporales; Pleosporaceae.